AUGGAUGAGGUUAAGCGUCUUGAAACUAAGCUUAAUGAUCUUUUAUCUCGUGAGGAGUGUUACUGGAAGUUGCGGUCGCGGGCGGAUUGGUUGGCUCUUGGUGGUGAUAGGAAUACUAAAUAUUUUCACAAUAAAGCGACGGGUCGGAAGAAGAAAAAUGCCAUAGUAGAGAUUAUGACUGAGGAUGGCCGUAGACUGAGUACGGAAGAGGAUAUUUGCGACAUGCUUAAUGCUCCUUUUACGGGUGAUGAUGUGUGGGCUGCGGUCAAAGCCAUUGGUUCUACGAAGGCUCCGGGUCCGGAUGGGUUUCAUGCUAUUUUCUUUCAAAAAUAUUGGGAUAUUAUUGGUCCAAGGGUGUCAGCUGUGUGUCUUGCAAUUUUAAAUGGUCACCAAUCUGUGAGGAAGUUCAACAAGUCUAAUGUUGUGAUGAUUCCUAAAAUUACAAAGCCUUCUUUUGUUAAGGAAUAUCGGCCUAUUAGUCUCUGCAGUGUUAUGUACAAGAUUGUGGCGAAGGCCGUGGCCUUGCGAUUGAAAGGUACUUUAUCUCCGCUGAUCUCUUCAUUUCAGAGUGCGUUUGUGUCGGGUCGAGCUAUUCAUGAUAAUGUUAUGGUGGGGUUUGAAUUGCUACAUUCCCUAUUUAAGAAAAAUAAUGGGGUCCGGGGAUUUAUGGCUUUGAAGCUGGAUAUGAGUAAGACGUAUGAUAGGGUGGAGUGGAGUUUCUUGCGGGCGAUUAUGAGUAAGUUCGGGUUUCCUUGUCGAUGGGUGGAUCUGAUUAUGGAUUGUGUUACUACGCCGGAGUACAGCUUUUUGGUAAAUGGAAGACCUAGAGGUUGUGUGGUGCCUUCGAGGGGUUUAAGGCAGGGGUGUCCUCUCUCCCCCUACUUAUUUCUCUUCUGUGCUGAGGCGCUAUCUACCAUGCUUCAACAGGCUGAGGCUGCUGGUGAUUUGAUGGGGUUUCGGUGUUCCCGAGCUGGGCCUCGGGUGUCUCAUCUUUUCUUUGCUGAUGAUAGUUUAAUUUUUGGGAGAGCUAAUGGGAGGGAGGCGGAGUCUCUUCGUCGGAUUCUUCAGUGUUAUGAGAACGCUUCUGGCCAGCAAGUGAAUUUUGAAAAAUCUGCUAUUACAUUCAGUCCGAAUGUUUUGCCAGCAGAUCGUACAAGUGUAUUGGGAAUUUUAGGCUUGGGGUCAGUUGCUACUCAUGAUAAGUACUUGGGGUUGCCAACUGUUAUUGGGAGGAAUAAAAAGCGGACCUUUGCAAGUAUUUGUGACAAGGUUCAGAAACGGGUUCGAGGUUGGAAGAGGAGUUUCUUUUCUACGGGUGGUAGGGAGAUUCUAAUCAAGGCUAUUCUGCAGGCGGUCCCAAACUAUUUGAUGAGUAUAUUCCAGUUGCCGGUGGCCACUUGUGAUAAGCUUCGCUCAAUUAUUUUGCAAUUUUGGUGGGGUACUCAGAAUGAUAAAAGAAAGAUUGCGUGGGUCAAGUGGGAGAGUGUCUGUCAACCUAAGUCAAAGGGGGGAUUAGGCUUCAAGGAUAUUCGGCUUUUUAAUCAAGCUAUGGUUGCUAAACAAGUUUGGCGUCUGCUCCAAUCGCCGGAUUCUUUGGCCGCCCGGGUGUUGAAGUAUAAAUAUUUUCCCACUAUGUCCAUACUGGAGGCUAAGGAUCGCCCUGGAUCGUCUCAUUUGUGGUCGAGUUUAGUGUGGGGGCUGGAGUUGCUGCAAUCGGGAAUGAGGAAAGGAGUGGGGGAUGGUCAGAGUGUGCAUGCGUUUCGGGAUCCUUGGCUUCCCAGGCCGAGAUCGUUUCGUCCUAUUUCGCCUGCGCCUGGUGAUGAUGUAAUGGUUUGUGACUUGAUUGGUGCCAAUGGGGCGUGGGAUAUCACUUUGCUCUCCAAUUAUUUCUUGAGGAUGGAUAUGGAUGUUAUUCUUGGCAUCCCGUUGCGGGGUGGGCGGUGUGCAGAUUGGUGGUGCUGGCACUAUUCUCCGAAUGGUUGUUAUACGGUGAAGAGUGGUUAUGCUCUUGCUCUUGAUCUGGUGAGGGAUAGGAAUGGUGGCUCUUCGGUCGAUCAAGCUCAUUGGUGGAAUGGUAUGUGGAAUUUACGGGUCCCACAAAAGGUCAAAAUUUUCUUAUGGAGAAUGUAUCACCGGGCCCUCCCGACCAAUUCCCAGCUUAUCAAACGAAAGCUCCCAGUUCAGCCUCUUUGUCAGAGAUGUGGUGAGGACUCGGACACUCCGGAGCAUGCGUUGGUUUUUUGCUCGGCGUUGCGGCCUUUAUGGACGAAGCUUAGGAUCUGGCAUGUGCUCCACCAUGGGCGGACUGGGUCUUUGGCGGAGUUGCUUAUUUAUCUUUUUGAUGUGCUUGAUCACCAAAAUUUUGCUUUGUUGGCUAUGAUUUGGUCGUGGUUGUGGUAUGAUAGAAAUUCUGUGUUGUUUGGGAAGAAACAAUCUCGAUUAGAGGUGAUUGAUGUUCUAGCGUUGGAAGCCUUGGAGGAGUUUCAUGGGGUGGGGGUGAGUGCGGGCGGUCGAGUUUUGGGUGACUCGGGGCCGGGGGGCGGUCGGGUUGGGGGUGGUGGUGGUGGGGUUGGGAGGCCGAGGGGGGAUGGGGGUGGUGGGGUGAGGAACGGUCGGUGGUGGCCUCCCGGGAUGGGUGAAUUUGUGCUCUCUGUCGAUGCGGCCGUCACUCCGGGCCGCGGCUUUGCGGGGUUCGGGGGGGUGGUCCGGGAUGGUGAAGGGGUUGUGUGGGCGGCAUGGGCAGGGGGUAGAAUUGGGGACUUUCAGGUGGCGGUCGCGGAGCUCCUGGCUUUACGUGAGGGACUGAAGCGGGUGGCUCGUUUGGGGUUCUCUUUGACGCGUGUGGAGACGGAUUCUUCUGUGGUGUGUUCUUGGAUUAAUUUUCCUGAUAAUAUUCUUCUAUUUAAACCAAUUGUUGAGGAGAUUAUUUCUCUUUUAGCUGCUGUUGGUGGUGGUUCUUGUUGUGCCAUCUCGCGAGAUGCGAAUGGUGUGGCCCACGCACUAGCUAAGUCUGUUACUAGUUUUAAUGGCGGUCAUAUGUGGGCAGAUGCUUGUCCUAGAUUUAUUAGUGAUCCUGUAACAGCUGAUUUGAUUUGA
Molecule: messenger RNA, 3096 nt
Organism: Cannabis sativa
Lineage: Eukaryota; Viridiplantae; Streptophyta; Magnoliopsida; Rosales; Cannabaceae
Exons: 2
Coding region: 1-3096 (1031 amino acids)
Molecular function (GO): nucleic acid binding; RNA-DNA hybrid ribonuclease activity
Source: RefSeq, a predicted model, not a curated record